GAUGAGGUCCAUAAAGUCCAGAAUCUUAUCAACGGUGAUGGAUGUCAAAAAUGGCUGUCAAAUAGUAAAGAAAAAACAGGGCAAAUAGAAGCCAUCUUUCAGUUGGAGGAUUUUUUAAAAGUAGCCUUUAUUGACGUUGGUACAAUAUGGUGUAGUACAAUAGAGAUACAAGUUGGAAGAUCAGAUUGGCCUCAAGAUAAACAAUAUCUGACUCUCUGUCCUACUGCUAGUUUAAUGUCUCCUAUAGACUGUCGACUCAAACAAAACAUCAACAAAACUAGGAUGUUUUCUAAAGAAGAGUUUAUUGAUACUGUAGUCAGAGAGAAAUGGGAUCGAAUCAAAUUAAUCUUACGACAACCCUAUCGUAAAGAUGUUCAGUUUGGUUUGUCUUUUAUAAAGAUCAAAUCAGCU
Messenger RNA from Lottia gigantea (owl limpet), 411 nucleotides. RefSeq lists its product as hypothetical. Gene Ontology annotation, biological process: single strand break repair; base-excision repair. The record is from RefSeq and is a predicted model, not a curated record. The annotation marks the transcript as partial. Gene Ontology annotation, molecular function: damaged DNA binding. NCBI's taxonomy places the organism in Eukaryota, Metazoa, Mollusca, Gastropoda, Lottiidae. Gene Ontology annotation, cellular component: nucleus. The transcript has 3 exons.